Messenger RNA from Centrocercus urophasianus (Greater sage-grouse), 1375 nucleotides. It is a transcript of the gene STK16, whose product is annotated as serine/threonine kinase 16. NCBI's taxonomy places the organism in Eukaryota, Metazoa, Chordata, Aves, Galliformes, Phasianidae. The transcript is spliced from 7 exons. The record is from RefSeq and is a predicted model, not a curated record. Gene Ontology annotation, biological process: protein phosphorylation. Gene Ontology annotation, cellular component: Golgi apparatus; cytoplasm. Gene Ontology annotation, molecular function: protein serine/threonine kinase activity; ATP binding. The coding region runs from base 1 to 918 and encodes 305 amino acids.
AUGGGGCAGGCGCUGUGCGUCUGUUCCCGUGGCACCGUCAGCCUGGGGGGUGCGCGAUACCUCCUGCUGCAGCGCCUGGCCGAGGGGGGCUUCAGCUACGUGGACCUGGUGGAGGGGCUGCGGGACGGGCGCUUCUAUGCGCUGAAGCGCAUCCUGUGCCACGACAAGGAGGACCGGCAGGCGGCCCUGCGUGAAGUGGAGAUGCACAACCUCUUCCAACACCCCAACAUUCUGCGCCUGGAGGCCCACUGCCUGGUGGAAAAGGGUGCCAAGCACGAGGCCUGGCUGCUCCUGCCCUAUGUGAAGGGGGGGACCCUAUGGAGCGAGGUGGAAGCGCUACGGGAGAAAGGAACAUUCAUGCCAGAGCAGCGCAUCCUUCUCAUCCUCCAUGGCAUCUGCAGUGGGCUGCAGGCCAUUCACAGCAAGGGCUACGCACACAGGGACCUCAAGCCCACCAAUGUGCUGCUGGAUGAGGAUGACCAGCCUAUUCUAAUGGACCUGGGCUCCAUGAACCGGGCCCGCAUGGAAGUCACCAAUUCUCGGGAGGCCAUGGCUGUGCAGGACUGGGCUGCCCAGCGCUGCACCAUCUCCUACCGUGCCCCUGAACUCUUCACGGUGCCUAGCCAGUGCGUCAUCGAUGAGCGAACGGAUAUUUGGUCUCUAGGCUGUGUGCUGUACUGCAUGAUGUUUGGGGAGGGCCCCUACGAUGCCAUCUUUCAGAAGGGUGACAGCGUGGCACUGGCGGUGCAGAACCCCAUCACCGUCCCCACAACUUCCAGGUACUCAGCUGCCUUGCACUGCCUGCUCUCCUCCAUGAUGACAGUGAACCCCCAGGAGCGGCCCAACAUUGAGGACAUCCUACAGCAGCUGGAGGGACUGCAGGCUAUGCCUGCCGGCCAGGUCACCACAAGUAUCUGAGUGUGGCCCAUUGCUGGCCUAGGCUGUAUUGGGCUGCCCUGGACCUGCUUUCCCCUACGGCUGCUCCUGAGGGGAUUUCUGCACCCCAGGGAGAGCUGCUCUGUGCUGGAGGUGUUUUGGAGUCAGAUGUUGUCAUUUGGGGUUGUGCGAUGCAGUGGUUUGUACCCUGAAUGCUGCCGCUGGGGCCUGCAUGGCUGCUGGUGUCUGUGUGGCUGCUAUGGCCAGCACGGCCCAGCACUAGGUUGCAGGACUGGCACAUGUGCCCUGCUGCUGAGGGCAAGGCCUCGCUGCCCUCUCUGAGCCCACAGGGCAGCAGGUAUCUCCUGCCCUGGGGUAUGGCUGCAGCCGGGCCCGGCCUUGUGCUGUGGAGCAAGGCAGGGGCAGGCUGGGCUCAGCGCCCGCUGCCCUGGCACCCACAUUGCCUUGUGUUUUGAAUAAAGGUGUUCUUGCGGAGAUA